AUGGAGGAACUAGCAGACGAGAAAACUGUUCUUAUGUUCCACGCUGAGAUGGAAAGCCCAGGGAACUCAGAAGGUCAGGGACAUGGAGGAUGCAGUUUAUCCAAGGCCCCAACAUCAUAUUCGACUUUCCUGUCAUCCCGACCUCCCAAGCUUGAGACCACCGCAGUACGGGAGAUUCUAUCACUCUCUCACGUUGCGCCAGACUUGCCUUUGCAUAUUGUACACUUAUCUGCUGUCGAAUCAAUCCCUAUGCUGCGUGAGGCUCGUGGGAAAGGAGCAAAGAUAACUGCAGAAACAUGCUUCCAUUACCUGUCUCUAGCUGCCGAAGAUAUCCAAGAUGGUGAUACGAGGUUCAAAUGUUGUCCUCCAGUCCGUGGAAAGGCCAAUCAAGACCAGCUUUGGGACGAGCUACUUCGCCAUUCCUCAGAUGGGGUUAUAAAAACAGUGGUAUCUGAUCACUCGCCUUGUACGCCUAAUUUGAAGAUGCUUCCCAGCCAUAUCCCUGGGAACACAGGGGAAGUAAAAUCCGGUAAUUUUAUGGAAGCUUGGGGAGGUAUAUCAUCGGUGGGUCUUGGGCUUCCCAUCCUAUGGACUGAAAUACAAAGGCGAUACAAGGGAGAUUCCACUCCUGGGGGAAGACCAUUCUUAGAGGAGAUCGCUCGAUGGUGCUGCAGCAAUACUGCUGCACAGGUAUCAUGCGAUAAGCUAAAAGGCUCCUUGGCUGUCGGCUUUGAUGGCGAUGUGUGCAUUUUCGAUGACAAGGCAGAAUGGGUGGUUGAACCAAGCACCAUGCUGUUCAGAAACAAAUGUUCCCCGUACCAGGGCAAAACCAUGAAGGGUAUCGUAAGGGAGACCUGGUUGAGAGGCCAGAAGGUAUUUACUCGGUCUGAGGGCUUCCAUGGAAAGUGCAGCGGUGUUCGAGUUUGA
This is a messenger RNA of Trichophyton rubrum CBS 118892, 927 nucleotides long. RefSeq lists its product as uncharacterized. Gene Ontology annotation, biological process: purine nucleobase catabolic process. The coding region runs from base 1 to 927 and encodes 308 amino acids. Gene Ontology annotation, molecular function: allantoinase activity. NCBI's taxonomy places the organism in Eukaryota, Fungi, Ascomycota, Eurotiomycetes, Onygenales, Arthrodermataceae. Gene Ontology annotation, cellular component: cytoplasm. The transcript has a single exon. The record is from RefSeq and is a predicted model, not a curated record.